Messenger RNA from Atta colombica, 1275 nucleotides. It is a transcript of the gene cnir, whose product is annotated as protein cornichon homolog 4. Lineage: Eukaryota; Metazoa; Arthropoda; Insecta; Hymenoptera; Formicidae. The coding region runs from base 279 to 746 and encodes 155 amino acids. The record is from RefSeq and is a predicted model, not a curated record. Gene Ontology annotation, cellular component: COPII-coated ER to Golgi transport vesicle; endoplasmic reticulum membrane. Gene Ontology annotation, biological process: endoplasmic reticulum to Golgi vesicle-mediated transport. The transcript is spliced from 4 exons.
CGUGACAUCGUAGAAGAUUGCAGGAGAUUGAGCGUUGGCCGCCGUUGGCGAUUGGCAACCCUGUGAAGUGUGCAUUUCAACAAUUGUAAGCGAUAUCCCGGAAGUUUACGGCAAAAGUGAGCAAAACUAAACUUUAACUGGCGAGCGAGUAUUCAAAUACGAAUAUAAAUAUUGACGGAUACUGACAAGUAUUCGGAGGAGGCACUUAUCAAGCAUCGAAGCCGCGAAUCUCAUGUGAUCAGCAUUUAGCAGCGUUCUUACGCAGAAGCAGCAGCGUCAUGAGCCUAAUCGCGGAUCCAUUUCUGUUCGUAAUCGCGCUAUUUGUCACGGGCUGUGUGCUGUUUCUUCUGGUGUAUUAUAUUAUAACGCUGUCUGAUCUUGAGUGUGAUUAUCUGAAUGCACAAGAAUGUUGUUCCAAGUUAAAUAUGGGAGUUUUGCCAAAGUUGAUAGGACAUACGUUUGUGGUAUUUCUUUUAUUGAUACAUGGACAGUUUAUAUUAACGCUGAUGAACAUACCAAUGUCAAUUUGGUUGUUUUACGAGUACUUUAGCGUUCCCAGUGGUAAUAUGGGAGUUUAUGAUCCCACAGAGAUUCACAAUCGCAGCAAGUUAAAAAGAUACACGCGUGAUUGUAUGAUUCAUCUCGGAUAUUGCAUUGUAUUCUUUUUCAUUUAUCUUUAUUGCAUGAUUGUGGCGUUACUCAAGGGAGACCCGAUCAAUAGAAACGACGACAUAAUAGAUUUGUAAACAUACAGAAAAUUAAAGCAAAAAAAAUCUUUUUUAUAUAUAUAUUAUGUUUACGUUAUCUUAUAUUCUAAUGAUAUAAGAAUUUUUUACUUCCACUAUAUUUACACAGCACAUCACGUUCUUUAAACAAUAAGUGUUAUUUAUGAAAUGCUUUUCCCAUUAUUUAAGAAUCAUUUUUAUUUAAAUAUUUAGCUGAAUACGUGUAUUGCUUUCAAAUAACUGCUAUCAUUUUGGUUCCAAUUUAUUUCAAGAUAACAAUUUCUGAUAAAUAUUUUUCACUCUUUCGUCUACUUGAUAUUUUUGAUAAUACUUUUGAUUUCAAGGCCUAAAACUAUUAUUCGCGCUAAGGCCUAAUAAAAUAAAUGGGAACUGUAUAGAUAUCAACGAAUACCAAAUGUAUUAUCACGUUCAUUUGCGUAUGCGAACAAUCUUAAGUUUCUAGUCGUAAACGAUGUAAGAGUGAAUGUCUGUAUCAUAAUAGGGAUUGCGUGUUUAAGAGUAAUAAUACAAUCGUAAUAUUUUAAUAUUA